AUGGAGCAACCACUACCGAAGAGCUGGAGCAUCCACACCCGACCCGAGGUCAUCGCCAAGUACGAGAUCCUGGAGCGCGUGGGUUCAGGCGCCUACUCCGACGUCUACAGGGCGCGUCGGCUCUCCGACAACCUCAUAGUCGCCCUCAAGGAAGUCCACGACUACCAAUCGGCGUUCAGGGAAAUCGAGGCCUUGCAAAUGCUUCAUAACUGCCCCAACAUAGUCGUCUUGCACGAGUACUUUUGGCGGGAAGACGAGGACGCCGUGCUCGUUUUGGAGUUCUUGAGGACCGAUUUGGCGGCGGUUAUCCGCGACGCGAAAAAGAAGGAAGGAGGGAUCCGGGUCGGUGAGAUUAAGAGGUGGAUGCUCCAGAUUUUGUGUGGGGUCGACGCUUGUCAUCGGAAUAUGAUUGUUCAUCGGGAUUUAAAGCCUGGGAAUUUAUUGGUUUCAGAUGACGGGGUUCUUAAGUUAGCCGAUUUUGGCCAGGCAAGGAUACUCAUGGAGCCUGGAUUUGAUGGUGAUGAUGAUAACCAUCAACUGCCGGUUGAACAAAACACGGGAUAUCAAGAAAAUGUAACUCCACCAUUAGAUGUUGUCGCUGAUGCUCAUAGUUUGCCAGAUCAAGGAUUUAAUAAGCAAGUGGUGGAAGAUACUAAUAGAGAAGAAUAUCUUAGACAGCUAGUUGAGCUCAAGGCUAAACGACAUGCCGUGGAUGAAACUGACAAAGAAACAAAUAUUAACGACGGAUACUCCUCUUGUCUUGCAACAGGUACCAUAAGUGACAUUGACGAUGAUCCUCUCAAGAGUUCUUACUCAUACGAUGCUGAAGAGGGUGGGGAUGGCAGAAAUGGUGCUCUCACAUCCUGUGUUGGUACUCGCUGGUUCAGAGCCCCGGAACUACUGUAUGGAUCGACAGACUAUGGACUGGAGGUAGAUUUGUGGUCAUUGGGUUGCAUUUUCUCAGAGCUGCUAACCCUUGAGCCGCUUUUUCCUGGAAUUUCUGACAUUGAUCAGCUCGGCAGAAUUAUCAAUGUUUUGGGAAAUUUGACUGAAGAAGUCUGGCCUAGCUGUUGUAAACUUCCUGAUUACAAAACAAUUUCUUUCGCCAAGAUCGAAAAUCCGACCGGUUUAGAAGCCUGCCUACCGAACAAGUCUGCUGAUGAAAUCUCCAUUGUCAAAAGACUUGUUUGUUACAACCCAGCUAGUAGAGCUACUACAAUGGAGCUCCUGAAUGACAAGUAUUUCGAUGAAGAACCUCUUCCACUUCCCGUUACUGAGCUGCAUGUACCUCUCACAAAAAACAACCACGAUGAGGAUUCGCCUGGUGGGUGGCACGAUUAUGAUGACAUGGGAUCCGACUCUGAUUUCGGUGACUUCGGCCAUUUCAAGGUCGAGAACACCGGAAGUGGUUUUUCCAUGCAGUUCUCUUGAGCUUGCUCUGCAUCGAGGUAUAGUGAAUGCUUAAAUUAUAUGUUCCUCUUUGUUUUGAGGUAUAAUUUAAGAAGUUGAAACCUGAAAUUGGAGAUGAAAAUCAUGAAUCCGGUACAACUGAUGUAUGAACAACACGUGAAUUUGUAAUAACUUUGUGUAAAGCUCCAAGAGAAUGGAUUACUCGAGGGGCU
This is a messenger RNA of Hibiscus syriacus, 1622 nucleotides long. RefSeq names its product cyclin-dependent kinase F-1-like. Bases 1 to 1431 code for a protein of 476 amino acids. Gene Ontology annotation, cellular component: nucleus. The record is from RefSeq and is a predicted model, not a curated record. The transcript is spliced from 2 exons. Gene Ontology annotation, biological process: protein phosphorylation. Gene Ontology annotation, molecular function: ATP binding. NCBI's taxonomy places the organism in Eukaryota, Viridiplantae, Streptophyta, Magnoliopsida, Malvales, Malvaceae.